UAAUGCUAUAUAUAAUGCAGCGUAACCGGUGUACAAACAUAAGUCGGGUAUGAAAUAUUUAACAGUAAGCAGAAAUUAAACUGAAAAUAAAUAAAAAAUAAAUAUAUCGUUCAAAGCAAAAUGAAAAAUAAACUUUCCCGCCAAAACAGCAGUGAUUUGCAUAAAGCGGAAACGGAACUGUGUUUGUUAUUAUUACAAUGCGAAUUUUGUAAAUAAAAAACCCAUAACAGCGUCAGAGUUAGCAGAGUUAGCUGCAGCAUGGCGACGGAGGGAGAGAGUGAGAGACAGAGAGAAGGAGAGAGAGAAGGAGAGAGAGAAGGAGAGAGAGAGGAGGCGACCGUGUCUCUGGUGGACGUGCUGGAGGAGGAUGAGGAGCUGGAGCAGGAAGCGUCGGCUGUGCUGGGAGGAAGCGACUCGGAGAAGUGUUCAUACCCUGAGGGCCAUGUGAAGCGUCAGGCUCUGUAUGCGUGUAACACCUGCACACCAAAAGGAGGAGAACCAGCAGGAAUCUGUCUCGCAUGUUCAUACAAGUGUCAUGAAGGUCACGAACUGUUUGAGCUCUACACCAAGAGGAAUUUCCGGUGUGACUGUGGGAAUGAGAAGUUUGGAGAGAUGGAGUGCAGGUUAUUCCCAGAGAAAGAGAAGACCAACUGUGGAAAUAAAUACAGUCACAAUUUUUUCGGUCUGUACUGCACGUGCGAGAGGCCGUACCCCGACCCGGAGGACGAGGUUGCAGAUGAGAUGAUCCAGUGUGUGGUGUGUGAGGACUGGCUGCAUGGCCGGCACUUGGGCUGUGUGGUCCCGGAGUGUGUGGAACUUCAAGAAAUGAUCUGUGAGUCCUGCAUGAAUAAAUCUCCGUUCCUCUGGACCUACGCUGCUCACCUCGCUGUGAGUCCUACGGUGAAGGUGUGUAAAGAAGAGGAGGACGGCGCGAGAGUGGAGGUGGAGCAUGAUGAAGAGGAGAAUAAAACAGAAGUCAGGAGCUCACCGAAUGAAAAGGUGGAGGCGUGUGAGAAGGUGGAGGCGUGUGAGAAGGUGGAGGCGUGUGAGAAGGUGGAGGUGAACGGGACGUCCGGUUGUAAGAGGAAGCGGCAGGAGGCUGAAGGUUCAGGAUGCAGGUUUCAGGAGAUGAAGAUGUCAGGAAAGAGCCGUGUUCAGCAGGGAGCCGUGUUCUGGCCCUCAGCGUGGCGCACUAAACUCUGUUCCUGUCAACGCUGUAAGUGUGUGUUCGCGGAGGGCGGAGUCUCCUUCCUGUUGGAUGACACCGACACGGUGCUCGCUUACGAGAACAAGGGCAAAACCACAGAGCAGGCAAACGGAGGGGAGGCUCGAGACCCACUCAUGUCUGCUCUCGACAACCUGAACCGUGUUCAGCAACUCGAGAUCAUUCACGAGUAUAACGAUAUGAAGACAGAGCUGAAGGAUUACUUGCAGAGAUUUGCAGCAGAGGGAAAGGUGGUGACUCCAGAAGACAUCCGUCAGUUCUUUGAAGAGCAGCAGAGUCGUAAGAGACGGAGAGCCAACGCCGAGCAGUACUACUGCAGCUGAACCUGCCUUCUGUAACCCAAACCCUCCGUGUUCACAGUCCUGCUCUUUCUCUAAUAAAUAUAACUCUACAGAUGCAGCCACCGAUCCAGAAGCCACGGUGUUGGUUAUAAGGUUCUGCGUCCGGUGCAGCUGUUACACCGAGACGUUAAAAGAUAUUCCUGAAUAAAUGAGUUCGAUGUUCAGCACACGGCGAAGUGUCCGGAUGUAAAGCCCAGGGUUCACGUCACACGUCACGUUUUUGGUUCGUCUCCCGAUAAGGAAUCGGAUUGAGGAUUCGUCUGGGACAAGAAUUUGUUGUGACCAAGUAACGAUUUUAUUCUAAUUGUUUUAUCUGUACUUUACUCCUCACAUUACUUUGUAAAUGUAUCUUUGAGAGAUUAAACGUAUUAAUACUUUGAA
Messenger RNA from Tachysurus fulvidraco (yellow catfish), 1947 nucleotides. It is a transcript of the gene ubr7, whose product is annotated as ubiquitin protein ligase E3 component n-recognin 7. The record is from RefSeq and is a predicted model, not a curated record. The transcript has 12 exons. The coding region runs from base 259 to 1548 and encodes 429 amino acids. Gene Ontology annotation, cellular component: cytoplasm. Gene Ontology annotation, molecular function: zinc ion binding; ubiquitin protein ligase activity. Lineage: Eukaryota; Metazoa; Chordata; Actinopteri; Siluriformes; Bagridae.